This is a messenger RNA of Peronospora belbahrii, 360 nucleotides long. NCBI's taxonomy places the organism in Eukaryota, Oomycota, Peronosporomycetes, Peronosporales, Peronosporaceae. The record is from the annotation of a GenBank genome assembly.
AUGGAUGAAGCAAUGCUUCACGACAUUUUUGGGGACGAUGACAGUGACGUUGCCUCUACGGGCGGAGGAGCCGAGUCGCCUUCGGGUCAAAGUUCCCCAAGAUCAUCACGCUCACCGAGAGAGGGACGUCGAUCCCAUUCUGUGUCUUCUACUCCAAAGCAGACGACCCCUUUGCGCCAAGCGCCUCCUCUUCCCUCGCAAGAGGGUACAGACGAAGAGGUAGCCAACCCUCUUGACGCUGCACAGCGUCGUCAACUAAAUGACGAGGCCCGAGCGGCUGCUUUGGCACGACGCAAACAAACAUUUUCACGACGUGAUUAUGGGUUCGUGCCCCGGGACCCCAAUGAGGAAGCUCGAUGA